CACUGACCCACACAGGAUACUUGACCUCAAGCAGGUCCCUGCUCAGCCUCAGUUCCCUUACCUGGGAUGGACGAGUGGAGCUGGGCCUGGCUCCUGGGUCCAAGUUGGAUGUUUGCCCUCCGCUCACCUUCCAAACCAAAGCCUGGAAUGUCACCCUAGGCUCUCAGGUUCACGCCCGAGAAGGGAUCUAGGCUGGUAGGGCCCAAGGCCCUCUGGCUGCCUAUGCGGCUGUCUUAGGAGCGGACGCGGCCACUUUAAGGCGCGGUGACCCCCCACGGCACACGCGGGCGGGGCGGGGACAAUGCGGGCGUCCGCGCGGCACCAGCGGAGGCGAAUGCGAGGGAGGUAGUGCGCCGCGUCCGGCCCCAGCAUGCUGACCGCGUUCGCCCAGCCAGCCCUGCCUAGGUUCCCAGGGCGGCUGCCUGCGGGCCCCGCUCGGCGCCAGGACUCGUCCGGUUCGUCAGGUUCCUACCACACUGCUCCGGGUUCUCCAGAGCCCCCGGACGUUGGGCCGGACGCAGAGGGCCGGGCGAAUUGGCCCAGGGUGGCCCCUGCGCUGGGGGCGGGCGUGCAGCCUCGCCUGUCCGUCAGCGCCCAGAAUAGCCGCCAGCAGCUACUACCCGGCUCGGGUUUCCCGCGAGGCCCGGCCUCCGGCCUGCGACCACCCCAGCCCCAGCUGCGCAUGCUGCCGUCGGGGGAGAUGGAAGUCAUCUUCGGCGCUGGGCCCCUAUUCAGCUGCUCCGACGCAGAAGAUAAAGUGCAACAGCUCACGACGCCGGCCUUCCGCAGCCUCUCUCCGCCUGGGUCCGCGUCUCCCAUCCCUGGCGAACCGCAGCCCCAGGGCCCCGACGGUGGCUCCCGCUGGGCCACUUACCUGGAGUUGCGGCCCCGCGCGGCGAGUCCUGCCACCCCAUCGCAGUUCGAGUGUGUGGAGGUAGCACUGGAGGAGCAUACCGCGCCUGCCAGGCCCCGGACGGUGCCCAAACGUCAGAUCGAGCUGCGCCCUCGGCCCCGGAGUCCCCCGCGGGAGGCCAAUGCGCCGCGCCCUCGACUGCUCCUGCGUACUGGCUCCCUGGACGAGUCUCUGAGCCGCCUGCAGGCUGCCGCGGACCUCGUACAGACGGCGCUAGCCAGAAAACUGAGCCCGGCGCCCUCUGCCCCAAGCAACGCCACCUUUGGACCCACGGUGCUGCCGGAGCCUGCGACCCCAGAAACGCCCCGCAGUACUCGGGUAGCCCUGGAGGAAGCCAAGUCUCUGCCGCCUCGGGUGAACUAUAGUUCAGCCCCAGCCAGGGCCCCAAGACCGUGGCCAAGCCUCCGGGAGCGCGCAAUUCGGCGCGACAAGCCCACGCCCGGGACCGAGCCUCUGGGUCCAGUUAGUUCCAGCAUCUUCCUGAAGUCAGGGGAGAAGCCCGAGGAGGUGCACCAAAAAGAACCGAAGGCUCAUUUCGCGCGAGAUACUCCGGCUCAAACCGUCCUGAGGGCACAGGGUCCGCCUUUCCAGUCUAGGGCCCCCUCGGAGGUUUCGAGUAAGACUGUGAGACGGAGGAGCCCAUCCCCGCCGUGGGAAGCCCCAAAUGGGACCGUGCGGGGUCCUCACUGCACCUCCCCCCAGAACCUGUCCCCCUGGAAUCGAACAAUUCGGAAGGUGAGUAGCCCAUCGCUCCCCGAGGCAUCCUCUACAUGGGACAAUCAGGAUGCUGCUGUCACGGAAACUGUCAGCAGAAAGAGCCCUUCCCCUCCGACCCUUUCCCAGUGGAAUCGGGGUGUUGCCAGGGCAAGAAGCCCAUCCCCCGAAGCUCCCUCCUCGUGGGAGGUGCCGCAGCCGGCAGUUGGGGAUGCAGUUGAGGGAAGUAGGAGCCCGUCCCCGCCGACCUUGCCCUCGUGGGAGACUCCAGAUCGUCCUGUUGGAACGUGGAGCCCAUCGCCCCAGGAGACGUGGAACUCCACGGUGCAGAGCUCAUCCGUAGUGUCUACACGCGUAGCUAUUAAUGGCGUGGCCCAAGAGGAACUGGUGCCGCCCACGCCGUCUGCACCAGGGACUCCAAAGCUGACAAAUGUUCAAAGUCCGUCCACGCGGGAGAUGCCGGAUCUUGCCUCCCGAGGCAACCAGCUGUCGCCAGAGGUGGCUGCACCCGAGCUGCCUCUCAGUCGCAACCUGGAUGCCGAUGCGCUCCCUGAAGCGGUGGGCUGUGGAAAAACGGCCUCAGGGCGCCCGCGCGUGGCCAUUCCGCGGCCCCGCGACGUACGCAAGAUAGUGAAGACCACGUACGCGCCGAGCUUUCCGGCAAGCACCCCAGACUCAGGGCUCCCCGCCCCUCCGGCAGAACCCCGCGGGGAUGAAGGCAGCCCAUCCAAGACACAAGAACUUCAGGCGCUGGGGCCCCCCGCCCCGUCUCACUACACUUCCAUUUUUCUCAAGGACUUUCUGCCGGUUGUGUCCCACCCCUACGAACCCCCAGAGCCAACCCCAGACACAGUCCCCCGGGACGUUACGCAGUCCAACGGGGUCCUGCGGCGGAGGGCAGAGAAUAGCACGGCGAAACCCUUCGCGCGCACUGAGAUCCGCCUGCCUGGUGCCCUGGCCUUAGGCCGCCGGCCUGAGAGAACCCGGGGAGUCGCGGUGCACGGUCCUGGCGGAAAGAACCGGGAUGAAGAGGCCCAGCGCUUGGUCCCGGACGGCAAGGGUCGGACCAGCCCUCUAGGCGGCGCUCGCACCUCACCCCAGCAGUCGCCAAUGGGGCCGGCAGAGACCCAACCUCCCGGACCGCCCCGCCCCAGCUCCCCGCAGGCGCACCCUAGCUCGAGCUCAGAAAUAGAAUCCAAACUGGAGACGCCCCCUCAGGCCCCUGAGCCCGCGGUGGCGGUCCAGUCGCCUCUCCCGCGGGAACCCCCGGCGUCGGCUCGUAGAACGGCCAGGGCCCAGCCCCGCGCUGCCUCGGCGCCUCCGCUGGACCGGUCCGCGGACGGUUCCUCCCAGGGGGUUCGUAGGCCGCCAGGGGCUGCAAACCCGGGGAAGGUCCUAGUGGACCCCGAGAGCGGCCGCUACUACUUUGUGGAGGCGCCGCGGCAGCCUCGGCUGCGGCUGCUCUUCGACCCUGAGAGCGGGCAGUACGUGGAGGUGCUGCUGCCACCCUCGCCCUCGGUGCCGCCCCGCCGCGUCUACACUCCUCUGGCCCUGGGCCCCGGCCUCUACCCGCCAGCCUAUGGGCAUCUUCCCGGCCUCUCACUGCCACCAUCCCCCGGCCCGCCGGCCUUCAGCGGCCCACAGCCACCCUGGGCCUCCGAGGCGGGGCCCCUGGACGGGAUGUACUACCUGCCAGUGAGCGGGACACCCAGCCCCGCACCUCCUCUUCUUCUCUGUGCUCCACCCUCCAGCUUGGGUCCCUCGCAGCCCAACAAGGGCUCCUUGUUCCCGGUGUGAGGCCCCAGGGCCUGAUCGGCAGGAUGUUGGGGCCUAUUGAUGGUCUUAAAGGUUUUGGCAUCCAGUCCUUUACCCUCUUUUCCUUCAAGCAUCUCUUCCUUUUACCCAUCUCAUGCCGGUUUUUUUUUUUUUUUCAGACCGGAAGUUACCUUCAGAUUAUCUGAGACACAUUGGGGUGGGGGUGGGGGUGGGGGGCUAAUGGAGCUGGAGCUCAGUAAAUGGCUGUCUGUCCCCCCCCACCCCCCAGCAAAAUCCUAUACCCUUUCCCCAAGUCCCAGAGCGUGGUGUGUUGGGGUGUGUGGGUGUGUGUGUGUUGUGGGCUGAAAAAAAUGCACAACACGAGAUUUGUGAGUUAAGUGUUACUUGGGGCAAAAUGAAAAACUAUAAGCCUGGGAGACAACCUCUCACAUAGGUUGUCUAUGUGGGGGUAGGUCAGUAUAUGUGAUUUUGGUGAAGAAGGAUAGUGCAAUCAAGCACACAUUUUGGAAGAAGAUUGCUGCUAGUCACAAUGAGCAGAUGUCUAUUUUAUUGCUUUUCUAGAUAUGAGAAGAUUGCAAGAAAUGGGCUCAUAAAAACUUCUCCUGAAAAUAAAUAUCUAAAGGCCUAUUUUGCCAGUUUCUCCCAGAGCACAGAGGGCCUCAUUCCUAAUCUCUGCCCUGAACUUUCAGGGUGGGUUGAAGGUCAGCGAUUGCAAUGGCUAGUGAUUUCAUCUUUGUAGAGGCAGGUGACAAGUGACAAUUUUUAGUUGGCAGUGUGAAAAAUCCCAGGACAUGGCCCCAGGAACCGACCUGAGGGGGUGAUGGGGUUUCUCAGGGACAGCAGGAAAUAGGAGCUGCAAGGAAGGGGCUGCCCCUGGAGGUAGGGAGAUGUCUGUCUCUCCCAGAAGGUGGGCCCAGUUGAGGUGGAGCAGGCUAGUGAGCAAUGAUGGGAUGAAGGGAGAAGGACACUGGUAUCAAGUCCAUUAUUCUUUGGAAGAGGAUCUGAGUCUUGACCUGGGAGGCUGUGGGGGAAAGUGGCUGGAGAAGGCCCUAGGCGAGGAUCAUCUGAGAAUGGGAGCUGCGGGGUCAGGAGGUGGAGGUAGAUCAGGGAAGUAGUAUGGGAGGGGCCGUGGAGGGUCAGCCUGGGACUUAGAGGGGUGGGGACUGGGGAGAAGGUGGGAGGUGACUGUAGUCUGCAGCUGGGAGUACUGCCCCUCAUUCUCUCCUCAACUCCAGCCUCUGACUUGGCUUAUCUAAGCCCUCAGAACUGAACUGGCUCAUUCUGGAGUUAAAAGGGUGGGGGGGAUUCUGGCUGUUCCCGCCGAGAGGGGAGGAGCAGAUUAGUGGGUGGUUGGGAAAGACUUAAAAGCAGAGAGGAUGGUUGAGCUGUUGUCCCAGGAGAGACUCUUGACCUUUCUGGAUGGAGUGGAGGGUGGGUUAGGGCUGUCGAAAGAAGGGAUGCCCCUGUGUGGAGCUCUCAGCUGGUUCCACUCGCCUGGUAACAGAUGUGGCAGCCAUGCCUAGAGAGGGGCUGGCUCUGCAGGCUGGUCACAGCAUAGGAAGGGACUGGCCCCACAGUGUGUGUUCCAAUUGCCUCGAGACUCCAGGAGAGCAGAGGGGGACACACAGAGUGGGGGGUGCUCUUCGUGGGGGUCUGUGUAGAGUGCUGAGUGAAGUGACUGGGCCUUGCUGGACUGAUACGUGGUGUGAUGAGUUUGCGGAAGAACAGUUAACCAUUAGAAGCAGUGUUAGGGAUGGAGAUCAAUGCCUUUCUUAAAUUCCAGGCCUCUGGUGGACCUGCAUUUCUUGGAGUCACUGCCCCCGUCGCCUUGGAUUGGAAACAGAACUAUGAGUCAGAAUAACCUGGACAUCUUUCUGUGGCCAGAGGUGCCGAUGCCAAGGAGGGCCCUGGGCCACUCCUGGGCCCCUCACUUCAUCGUGAUGUGCAAUAAACCCAAUGGCCCCAAUGGCUGGAACAA
Capra hircus (goat) is the source of this 5381-nucleotide messenger RNA. It is a transcript of the gene PROB1, whose product is annotated as proline rich basic protein 1. Bases 371 to 3424 code for a protein of 1017 amino acids. The transcript has a single exon. Lineage: Eukaryota; Metazoa; Chordata; Mammalia; Artiodactyla; Bovidae. The record is from RefSeq and is a predicted model, not a curated record. Gene Ontology annotation, cellular component: nucleoplasm.